Coregonus clupeaformis (lake whitefish) is the source of this 2040-nucleotide messenger RNA. RefSeq names its product zinc finger protein 850-like. Gene Ontology annotation, biological process: regulation of transcription by RNA polymerase II; central nervous system development. The coding region runs from base 1 to 1992 and encodes 663 amino acids. NCBI's taxonomy places the organism in Eukaryota, Metazoa, Chordata, Actinopteri, Salmoniformes, Salmonidae. Gene Ontology annotation, molecular function: DNA-binding transcription factor activity, RNA polymerase II-specific; RNA polymerase II cis-regulatory region sequence-specific DNA binding. Gene Ontology annotation, cellular component: nucleus. The record is from RefSeq and is a predicted model, not a curated record. The transcript is spliced from 3 exons.
AUGCACCAGAGAACACACACAGGAGAGAAACCUUACGACUGCUCUGAAUGCGGAAAGACUUUUGUUAGUUUAAGAGAUUUAAAAUCACACCAGAGAACACACACAGGAGAGAAAUCACCAUAUAGGUGUUCUCAAUGUGGGAAGAGUUUUACUCAGUCAAGCUCCCUGAUAAUACACCAGAGAACACACACAGGCGAGAAACCUUAUAGCUGUACUCAAUGUGGGAAGAGUUUUACUCGGUCAAGCUCCCUGAUAGUGCACCAGAGAACACACACAGGAGAGAAACCUUACGACUGCUCUGACUGCGGAAAGACUUUUGUUAUUUUAAAAGAUUUAAAAUCACACCAGAGAACACACACAGGAGAGAAAUCACCAUAUAGCUGUACUCAAUGUGGGAAGAGUUUUAAUCAUUCAAGCUCCCUGAUAGUGCACCAGAGAACACACACAGGAGAGAAACCUUAUAGCUGUGAUCAAUGUGGGAAGAGUUUUGGUACAUCUGUGUAUCUGACGAUACACCAGAGAACACACACAGGAGAGAAACCUUAUGGCUGUAAUCAAUGUGGGAAGAGUUUUACUCAGUCAAGCGGCCUGGUAGUACACCAGAGAACGCACACAGGAGAGAAACCAUAUAGCUGUACUCAAUGUGGGAAGAGUUUUACUCAGUCAAGCAGCCUGGUAGUACACCAGAGAACACACACAGGAGAGAAACCUUAUCACUGCUCUGACUGCAGAAAGAAUUUUGUUAUGUUAAGAGAUUUAAAAUCACACCAGAGAACACACACAGGAGAGAAACCUCACUGCUGCUCUGACUGUGGGAAACGUUGCAAGUUUUCAUCAGAACUUAAAAUACACCAGCGAGUACACACAGGAGCGAAACCUUAUAGCUGUGAUCAAUGUGGGAAGAGUUUUACUCGGUCAAGCUACCUGAUAGUACAUCUGAGAAGACACACAGGAGAGAAACCUUACGACUGCUCUGACUGCGGAAAGACUUUUGUUAAUUUAAUAGAUUUAAAAUCACACCAGAGAACACACACAGGAGAGAAAUCACCAUAUAGUUGUACUCAAUGUGGGAAGAGUUUUACUCGGUCAAGCUCCCUGAUAGUGCACCAGAGAACACACACAGGAGAGAAAUCUUAUAGCUGUACUCAAUGUGGGAGGAGUUUUACUCGGUCAAGCUCCCUGAUAUUGCACCAGAGAACACACACAGGAGAGAAACCUUACAACUGCUCUGACUGCGGAAAGACUUUUGUUAGUUUAAGAGAUUUAAAAUCACACCAGAGAACACACACAGGAGAGAAAUCACCAUAUAGUUGUACUCAAUGUGGGAAGAGUUUUACUCGGUCAAGCUCCCUGAUAGUGCACCAGAGAACACACACAGGAGAGAAACUUUAUUGCUGUGAUCAAUGUGGGAAGAGUUUUACUCAGUCAAGCUCCCUGAUAGUGCACCAGAGAACACACACAGGAGAAAAACCUUAUAGCUGUACUCAAUGUGGGAAGAGUUUUGUUGCAUCUUGCGAUCUGACGAUACACCAGAGAACACACACAGGAGAGAAAUCUUAUAGCUGUGAUCAAUGUGGGAAGAGGUUUCCUCUGCCAAGCUCCCUGAUAGUUCACCAGAGAACACACACAGGAGAAAAACCUUAUAGCUGUACUCAAUGUGGGAAGAGUUUUGUUGCAUCUUGCUAUCUGACGAUACACAAGAGAACACACACAGGAGAGAAACUUUAUAGCUGUGAUCAAUGUGGGAAGAGUUUUCCUCAGUCAAGCUCCCUGAUAGCGCACCAGAGAACACACACAGGAGAGAAACCUUAUAGCUGUGAUCAAUGUGAGAAGAGUUUUACUCAGUCAAGCUCCCUGAUAGUGCACCAGAGAACACACACAGGAGAGAAACCUUACAGCUGUACUCAAUGUGGGAAGAGUUUUGUUAGAUCUAGCCAUCUGACGAGACACCAGAGAACACACACAGGAGAGAAACUAUAUAGCAGGAGAUAAAUAAUAAAGCUGUGAUCAUGUGACAAGAGAUACUUUGAUAAAAGAUCU